AAGUUGAAGGGCUUGGAGGAGGCCCGGGAACAAAUGGCCGCAGCUGGACCAACCAUGCUGCUACGAGAGGAGAAUGGCUGUUGCAGCCGGCGUCAAAGCAGUUCCAGCGCAGGGGUUAGCUCGGGUUCUGGGAUUGAGGGGCCGUCGGGGAGCAAGAUGGGGGGACGGAGGGGGAACUGCAGCUCCCGGCAGCCUCUGGGCUUCGUGUGAGCGCCCCGCGGGCUGUCGGGAGCUGUGGUUCCGCGGGCGGGCAGCAGCCGAGGCGGCGCGGUCUGAGCGCCUGUCCCGCCCCGCUCAGGACUCAGAUGGGGAGCGCGAGGACUCACCGGCUACGCGCGCUAGGCAGCAGCUGGAGGCGCUGCUCAACAAGACUAUGCGCAUUCGCAUGACAGAUGGACGGACACUGGUCGGUUGCUUCCUCUGCACCGACCGCGACUGCAAUGUUAUCCUGGGCUCGGCGCAGGAGUUCCUCAAGCCGUCGGAUUCCUUCUCUGCCGGGGAACCCCGUGUGCUGGGCCUGGCCAUGGUACCUGGACACCACAUCGUUUCUAUUGAGGUGCAGAGAGAGAGCCUGGCGGGGCCUCCCUAUCUCUGAACACGAUCGCGCAUGCCUUUCAGACUUCAUUAAAUCUGUAACCGAC
Kogia breviceps (pygmy sperm whale) is the source of this 641-nucleotide messenger RNA. RefSeq names its product N-alpha-acetyltransferase 38, NatC auxiliary subunit (gene NAA38). The record is from RefSeq and is a predicted model, not a curated record. Lineage: Eukaryota; Metazoa; Chordata; Mammalia; Artiodactyla; Physeteridae. Gene Ontology annotation, molecular function: RNA binding. Gene Ontology annotation, cellular component: NatC complex.